Megalops cyprinoides (Indo-Pacific tarpon) is the source of this 1111-nucleotide messenger RNA. RefSeq names its product sphingolipid delta(4)-desaturase/C4-monooxygenase DES2-like. Bases 110 to 1078 code for a protein of 322 amino acids. The record is from RefSeq and is a predicted model, not a curated record. Gene Ontology annotation, cellular component: membrane. The transcript is spliced from 3 exons. Gene Ontology annotation, molecular function: sphingolipid delta-4 desaturase activity. Gene Ontology annotation, biological process: ceramide biosynthetic process. Lineage: Eukaryota; Metazoa; Chordata; Actinopteri; Elopiformes; Megalopidae.
CUCCGGCAGUAAGCGUCUCGCCUCCCUUCGGCUAACGCGCUGUCCGGCGCAGCGUCUCUGCUUGGCUUCGCUAAAGUGAACUUAUACAGAAGCCAAAGACACAUAAACGAUGGGAAACACGGUUAUUCGAGACGAUUUCGAGUGGGUUUACACGGAGCAGCCACAUUGUAGCCGCAGAAAGCAAAUUUUGGCUAAACACCCUGAAAUCAAGUCCUUGAUGGGUUCAGACCCCCACCUGAAGUGGGUGGUGACGGCAAUGGUUCUGACACAGGUGCUUUGCUGCUACCUAGUGCAGGCUCUCAGCUGGAAAUGGCUGCUCUUCUGGGCCUAUGUCUUCGGUGGCUGCAUCAACCAUUCUCUGACAUUGGCCAUCCAUGACAUCUCUCACAACGUGGCCUUCGGCAACAAGUCAGCCAUGCGCAACCGGCUCUUCGGCAUCUUCGCCAACCUCCCAGUCGGCGUGCCGUACUCUGUCAGUUUCAAGAAGUACCACGUGGACCACCACCGCUACCUGGGCGGGCACGGACUAGACGUGGACAUUCCCACGCGGCUGGAGGCCCAACUUUUCAGCUCCCCCGCACGGAAGGUUUUGUGGAUCAUCUUGCAGCCCUUGUUCUAUGCCCUCCGCCCACUAGUGGUCAACCCCAAGCCCAUGUCCCGUCUAGAGCUGCUGAAUGUGGCCGUGCAGCUGGCCUUUGACGGGCUGCUGGUGUGGCUUUGGGGGCCCAAGCCGCUGGUGUACCUGCUGGCCGGGUCUGUCCUGUGCAUGGGCUUGCACCCCGUCUCUGGGCACUUCAUCGCUGAGCACUACAUGUACCUGACCGGUAUCGAGACCUACUCCUACUAUGGCCCCCUCAACUACAUCACCUUCAAUGUGGGCUACCACAUGGAGCACCAUGAUUUCCCUAGCAUCCCCGGCAGCCGUCUGCCCCAGGUAAAGAAGAUGGCCCCAGAGUUCUAUGACAAUUUGCCACAGCAUGACUCCUGGACUCGUGUUCUCUGGGACUUUGUCUUCUGCGAUUCAUUGGGUCCUUACUCCAGGGUUAAGCGUAACUUCCCCUUAGAAAAGGGGGAGUAGACCUUGCUACUUCUAAUUGAUUGACAUGCCCCC